Molecule: messenger RNA, 1008 nt
Organism: Lizanozyma spartinae
Lineage: Eukaryota; Fungi; Ascomycota; Pichiomycetes; Serinales; Debaryomycetaceae
Gene: SPT3
Product: transcriptional regulator
Exons: 1
Coding region: 1-1008 (335 amino acids)
Biological process (GO): transcription by RNA polymerase II
Cellular component (GO): SAGA complex
Molecular function (GO): transcription coregulator activity; protein heterodimerization activity
Source: RefSeq, a predicted model, not a curated record
AUGUCGGCAGAUAGCAAAUAUAAAUAUAGAGUUGAGAUCCAGCAGAUGAUGUUUGUGUCGGGAGAGUCUGUAGACCCUCCUGUGGAGACGACAUCAUUAAUUGAAGACAUUGUUCGUGGACAAGUGAUUGAGAUACUACUUCAAUCUACCAAAACAGCCAAUGCCCGAGGAACCAAAUCGAUAGCACCAGAAGACGUGAUUUUCAUCAUACGACACGACAGGGCCAAAGUAAAUCGAUUAAGAACUUAUUUAUCAUGGAAAGACGUGCGGAAGAAUGCAAAGGACCAGGAGGCUGGAGGCACAGAGUCUUUCAUGGAGAACGAAGCUGGCCCAGGAGGUGUGGCCGGAGGAGUUGGAGCGACGGGAACCAACUUACCGGGAGCAGCAGGGGAUUCCAAAGUUCUUUCUCUGACUAAAUAUAAAAAGUCCAAAAUACGAUUACCUUGGGAAUUGCAGUUUAUGUUUCUGGAACAACAUUUGGAGACUGCUGAAGAGAAUGAACAAGUUGAUGACGAAGAGAAGGCCGCCACUAUUGCAUCGUUGAAGAGGUUGAAAAUGGCUGAUGAUAGAACCAGAAAUAUGACUAGACAAGAGUAUGAACAUUGGUCAGAUUGUAGACAGGCUUCUUUUACAUUUAGAAAGGCUAAACGGUUCAGAGAAUGGGCACAAAUAGCUCAAUUGUGUGAUUCCAGACCAAAUGAUGAUGUGAUUGAUAUUUUAGGGUUUUUAACCUUUGAGAUUGUGUGUUUCUUAACCGAGGAAGCAAUGGAAAUUAAGAACUCGGAAGAAAGAAUAAUCCAGUCCAAGAGAUCUGCUCAAGAACAACAGCAGAAGGAAACAAUCAGAAAGAGAAAGUAUUUGUUUGAUAAACCAGAUGAGUUUUCCAAACCAAUUAUGCCCCACCACAUUGAAGAGGCUUGGAGAAGAUUACAAAAUAGUGAUUUUAAACAUAGAGCAUUAAGAUCUUUUGGUGGUGGUGUAUUGAAAACUAGAACAAGAUUGAUUUGA